Spirodela intermedia is the source of this 20774-nucleotide messenger RNA. NCBI's taxonomy places the organism in Eukaryota, Viridiplantae, Streptophyta, Magnoliopsida, Alismatales, Araceae. The record is from the annotation of a GenBank genome assembly.
AUGGCGUCCAGCAGUGGCACCAAAGGGCCUGUGCCGAGGAAGUCUCUGUCGAGGAAGAUCACAAGGCUGCCCACAAUGAUCGACGCCCCCGAGGAUGAUGUAGCUGGAGCGGACAGUGAAUUCAUCCCUUCUUCCCUCUCUUCCAUUGCUCCCAUCCUUCGUGUCGCCAAUGAACUGGAGGAGGAGUACCCGCGGAUCGCUUACUUCUGUAACUGCUCCGUGCUCUCAGUCUUGGCAUUCUAAUUAGAUUCGUCAAUCUUUUUGCUCUCGUAAAUGAAGACCCAACAAAGGUUUUAUUUACCUGACAGCCAAUAUCUGGUUGAAUCUACGUUAUGGAAAAGCUUUCAGACAAUGAAAACCAAACCCAUUUUGCAUAGUAGUUCCAGUUGAGUUUGUCAGGUUCACGUAUUCUUCAUAUCACAGUCGUUGUCUUAAUUAUCAGGUUGAUUCAGUGAAGGAUGCAAGUGUGUGGCAGGACAUCAUCACAGACUUCAUUUGAAUCAACUCAUGUCUCCAUCGUGUGUCGUCAUGUUGGUAGCUGAAAAUUGUUGAAAGGAGGGGGAGCCUGUAAAAAGAAAAUCAUUGAGAUCAGUUGAUCUCUAGAGUUCAACUGCCGCACUGCUUGUAUGCCGCUCAUAGUGCAGCGGAUUGGACACACUAGUGUUCCCUGGGUUUUCUUAAAAAUCUCUAGCAAAAGAUGAAAGGUGGAAACAGUUUGACAAAUGAAUCUGUGAUCCCUUUGGGGAAACAAUCAGCCUAAGGAUCCCUCUAGAUAGAGUUUUAAUUCUUCAAGCAGUGGUUCUGAUUGCUUGGCCUGACUUAGGCAUCUAGCUGCUUGACAUAGCGAUCAGCUGCGAGACUCUGAAGGAAAGAGGCGAUUUAGUGUGUCCCUUUAAAUCAAUAUUUUACAUUUCGACAUCCUUAUCUUAGCUUUUAGGUUAAUUAUGCUUUAAACUUCCUUAAAUUCACGGUUUCCUUGGGAAGAUUGGUUCUUGGAUUGGGGAUAUUGUUGCUACGAGAGCAAGGACGAUUAGAUCCUAACAAAAUCAUGCAGAAGUAGAGAAUUCUUAUCUUAUAGCUAUAAUUCUAUCUUCAUUGCUGUAUGUCUUACACAGAUCGUAGACAUGAUGACCAAUGGAAAAAGAUUGACUGGAUUUCUGUUGGUCUUGUUUGUUUUCUUGGCGUAGAUAAUGGCUAGUUUAUAGGGCAUAAACAAUGUAGCAAUACCCUUUUACUCUUCUUUGCUGUGAUUAACGGCAACAGGCCAGUUGGAGUAUUGGAACACGGGACAAUUUUUUUGGUAUUGAGUAAAUUCUCUUUUCGGUUUUUACUUUAAUGCGUUGUAUGUAAAUAUUUAAUAUACUAAUUUACGUUAUAAAAUUCACCUUUUUGCUGUGAUUAUUCUUUUUUUUGUGAUUAUUCUUCUAACUUAUUUUGCUGUGAUCUCAAAAACUUCUUCCUUGUGAUUUUUAGGCCGCUUUGCUGCAUUUGAGAGGAUUCACAACAUGGACAAAACCUCAAGUGGGCGUGGUGUUCGUCAAUUCAAAACCUAUCUCCUUCAUAAGUUAGAGAAGGUGCAAUUCUUACGUUUUACACUCUUGUCAAUUUAUGGAGUUUAGUUUAUACUUUGGCAUCCUUGAGUGUUUCAGAUAUAUAGUUACCGAAAGUUUUACUUCAAUAAUGUUUUCUCAUAAUCACUAGAUUUUCUAAUAGUCUUUGAUCUCGCAUAAUAUAUAUCAGAAAAAUUAACAACAUCUGGAUCCCCCGUUUUUGUGGUAUAAGAGAUUACUUUUCGGAAAGCUCUUAACUUUUUAAUUUUUUCAAGACAUCGCCUAAUUCCUUGUAUUCUCCAUUAACUGGUGAUAACUGAUCCGGAAGUAAUCAAAUAUGUUGAGUUCCCAAUUUUAUAUGGAUGUCCUUUUUUGUCAUUUAAGUCGUCGUCGCUGUCUGUCUAAAAUAGUUGAUAUCAGUGAUUUUGGUACAAAGCAUUCCUAUUUCUUGUGAUUCCAUUUUUUUGGAUUUUGAAAUAUGGAUUUAUUUUUAAAGGGAACCAAGGUAAUCAUCCAGCACUGAUGCCAUAUUGUAAUGUUUAGGUGAUCACAAUAGUCCUAUUUUAAUAUAUUAAGAAUUAAUUAACAAAAUGAAAUAUGUAUACUUGAUGAAUAAGAUAAAGCAGGUAUAUAAUUACAUGAUACUGAAAUUAAAAAAAGUAAAGUAUUCAUUUUGAAAUUCCCGUAAGGGUGAUAUUCUUGUUUUCUGUUUGGUAGUUCGUUGGUAUACUAUGAGUAUAUGUUUAUUAGAACUCGUUAUAAUGUCCUGUUUUUUGUGUCUGUAGCUUGUAACUAUGAGUUUGUUUUUGUGUCCUUAUAAAGAUGAACCCUAGAAUAUAUUUUUUAUUUACAUAUUGGGUUUCUAUUUGUAUCGCCAGAUAACCCUGGUCAAUUUGAACAGAAGUGGGCAUGCACAUUUUGAUAUUUUUGCCCAUUUUCCAUUCAAAAUCGUCUUCAUCUAUCACAGCUAGAUUAAAAUGAUAGGAAUCAGCUCGGGUUAUGUGACUAUGUAAUACAGUCAGAGCUGUACGCAAUUCAAGUUGAGCUAGGUUAUUUAUGGGCUAGGUUGACUUGUACUCAACCAGCCUUCGUCAUGGUCUGAAGUGGACCUGUUCUAGUGUACCAGCGUAUGACAAUCCCUUGCAGCCGAUAGAACAUUAUUUUUUGUGUCAGAUUUACAGUAUGUGUCUAAACUAAGUUUGCAUGUUAAAUCCGCUUAAUGUGUAUUAUGCUUUUGCUUCUUUGUAUGGGGAAAAUGGAUGACGAGUCUAUCAGUGAAUCAACUUUGGAUGAUUGUGAUGCAUUUAGUUUGAAGUCGUAGUCCAAGUUGGCAUCUUAACUCUUUACUCUUUUCCUGAAGAGAUUUAUAAUAGCGAUUAAUGUACUUUCAACUGUGGUUUAUAUCCAGAAAUCCUGUAUACAGAUCUGUCCUAUCGUGGAAUCAGUUAUGGUGAUAUUCUUCUGCUUUCUUUCAUCUGUGUAUGUGAGAAUUAUCCAUAUUCAUUUUUCUGUCUCAAUUUUUUUUAUAUCGGCAGGCUGAGGAAGAUAUGGGAAUGGUGGCAACGAAUAAUCUGCUGGAAGUAAUAAACUUUUAUCGAUACUACUAUAAGACGUUUAUCGAAGGACCUGUGAGAAGAAAACCGUAAGAUUUCGUUACUAAUACAUCGAAAAUAAUUUUCCGAUUCCUCUUUAAUUUGUUCUCGCUUCAUUUGUUUAUAAAAACAGUGAGAAGAUGGCAGCAGUAAGAUUUCGAUUGUGAUAGAAUUUCCUCUCUCUUUAUUUAUUUAUAAAAAUAGGGAGGAGAUGGCAAAACACUAUCAGGUUGCUACAAUAUUAUUUGAUAUUCUGAAAAGGUCCGGAGACGUUGAUACAGAGGUUUGAUUUUUUCAUCUUAUUUCAUGAAAGUUUUAUAAAUUAUCCAUUGGAGGGUUCCUUUCCAAGAUUUUCAAUGCACUUACAGAUAGAAGGCUAUGCUAGCAAAGUUGAGCGAAACAAAGUUCACUAUGCCCAGUAUAAUAUCCUUCCAAUUCGUUAUUCUGGCACUCCACCAGCAAUAAUGAAAAUUUCUGAAGUAAGGUUUAUAUUUCCAAUGGGUAUAUUUUUUUUAUUUUUUAUUGUUGAUUCUUUCUGUGUUCCACAACUUAGCUGACUUCCUUGUGUUUUAAUUUUUUGGAGUAAUAGAUUAAAGCUGCAGUGAAUGCCCUGUGUGAGACUGGCAACCUCCCUACGCCCAAGCUAACGACUAAAAAGCAAGAUGAAUCUGAAAACAGCUCGAUGCUCGCUGGGGAAAACAGAUCUAUUCAUGAUUUACUCGACUGGCUUGGGUUAACCUUUGGGUUUCAGGUGCUUUACCUUCCAUGUUUGCAUUACUCUGCAUUCAUAGUCUUCCAGUUACCAUGUUUUCUGUUUAUUGGAAGCAUGGGCUGCUUCAAGUCGUUUGAAAUAUUAACUCUUUUAUUGGUACCAGAAUGCCCUUACUGAAUAGUGUCUCUCUGUCCUUAAAUUUGAAUUGUAGAAAGGGAAUGUGGAAAACCAACGGGAGCACUUAAUUUUGCUUCUUGCAAAUGUUGAGAUGCGGAUGAAGCGCGAAAAAGAUGAUACCUUGGUAGAAUUUUUUUUAAUAUUUAUGCCACCUAACGCUUCGUUGAAAUAUAAAACUGAUAAUUUAGCUAUUGCUUGACAGAUGGAAAUUGAUCAUGUGAAGAGUUUAAUGGGAAAGGUAUUUAAAAAUUAUGAGACAUGGUGUGCAUAUUUACGUGAGAAUUCUAAUAUCAAGUAAGUUAAUCGCUGUUUAAAAUUGUUUCUUGGUGUUUGAAUGUGAUAAAAAAAAUCAUUUAUUCCUGCCAAGUUCUCAUUUAUAAUGCGGCUUGCAGGUAUCCUAAGAACCCCAAGAAUCGACAGUUUGAGCUUCUUUAUAUUGCACUGCAUUUUCUUAUCUGGGGUGAAGCCUCAAAUAUUAGGUUCAUGCCUGAAUGUCUUUGCUAUAUAUUUCAUAAAGUAAGUUCUUUUGCUUUAUUCUGGAGAGCAUUUGAAUCUUUUAUUGCUUUACUACUUUGUUGCAUUACUAAAGGAAAUAGACCUAUUAAGCUGGCCUGAAUGGUGUCAUGUGAAUGUUUUUGACAUUGCACUUGACGAUCGUUUUUUUUUUUUGGCUAUGAAACAUUUGUUUAUGUUGCCAUGUUUCGAUUAAAAGGUACUCAGAUGUUAUAGUUUUGGUAUAAUGCUCUUAAUCAGCGUAUUUCGUUCUUUUAUGACUAUUGAACCUUUAAUCCUGUGACUGUCAUUGUAAGAAUAAGACCAAAGGAUGCUCUUAAUCAUCCCUUGGUUUUAUUCUGUUUGAUCCUGGAAUAGUCAGCUGUGUGCUGGAAUAUCAUGUUCUCUUAGCAAACGUGACUUGCUCCAUAAAUGAAUUCCCGAAACAACAGAAAAAUGGCCUCUGCAGUUGACAGAUCCUAUGCUUCUAGUCAAACGUACAUCUUACCUUUAUUUUGAACGGGUGAGGUAUUUGAAUAAAACAAAUUGAAAUAACAUGGAUGGAUUUAUUCAUGCUCAAAAUCCUUUCCUGGAUUUUUCAGGUAAUCAAUUGUUCAACCUGUUUACUAAUUUUGGAGUAUAAGUAAUUGGCUCUGCGGAUGUUGCAAUAAGAUUAAGUUUUACUUUGAAAAUGACCUAAUGUUCUCAUUUUAGGAUGACAAAGAUUGACAUGCUUCCCGUCCUUCCCCAAAACUCCAAUUUGGUUACAUGAUGUUUGUUUUCAGUUUAUUUAUGAGACGAGAUCUCAUGAUAUGCCCUUCUUUCCUGUCUUUCUGCAACACUGAAUUGUCGUUGCUCAAUCUUAUUAAGAUGGCAGGAGAGCUAUAUAGCAUUUUAAAUCCGGAUGUGGGUAGAGAUACUGGAGAAAAAUAUAAUGUGCAGCGUGGAGAAGAGUGGUUUUUGAAAGAAGUCAUCACUCCAAUAUAUAAUGUCCUGCACAAGGUAAUGGCAAUUAUGCUCUUCCAUUGUUAAUUAUUUUUCUGUUUUUAUAAAUUCAUACACCAGUGUUGCUGUUCUUUUGUCGAAAAAGGAAUCACAAAGAAAUAAUCGUGGAACUGCCAGCCAUUCAAAGUGGAGAAACUAUGAUGAUUUAAACGAAUUAUUUUGGUCAGUGCCUCUUUAAUCUUUUAUAUCUCUUGCUAUGUUUCCAUAAAUCUCAUGCGCAACUAAUGUCCUGUUUCAGGUCCGAAGAAUGCUUAAAAUUGGAUUGGCCGUUGAAGCCCAAAGGAGACUUUUUUGCGAAAGCACGCAAUCGACAUUCUAAAAUGGAGGUUGGGUUUACAUCAUACUUUAUUUUUUCUUUAAUGUAACUGAAUUACUUUCAUUUGAUUAGCAAGGUACAUCUCUGUACUCUGUUCCAUUGGUUUCAACAAUUUUUUAAAAUAGUUUAUGCUUGGUUGAUAUUUCCAGAUCUUAAUUAUUUAUAUGUGAGGUCCAUCUAUUACUCCACACAUUGCGCAUAGAUUAACAAUAUUAUCAGAGGUUUCCAUUACAACUGGUUCCUAGCAUGUACCUCGGGAUGUUUCAAAUAUGGGUGAAUUUGUUGAAACUGGACACAUUUCGAAUCCCAAAGCCUAGACAUGUUUCAAUAUGAAUGAAUAUAUUCUGGUUGGUACCUUAGUUUUUUAUGAUCUGUGAAGUUUAAAUACAAAAUUGGAACACUUGAGGUCAUGUCAAGGAGGCAGUAAAGUAAUUUGUGGAAAACAAAAAAACAAUGCUCAUCAUUAACUUGAACAUUGCCCUUGAGGUUCUGUUAUAUGACAAUUAGUUUUUAUAAGAUAGCAGUUUUACGAAUUUAAGUUUUAUAGAUUAAUAAAUGAUGCCUUUGCUUUCCUCUCUCCAUUCGUCUCCAUCAGGCUGUUGUUUUCUCAGUCAUCACUUGUCUACUUUUUGUAACCAUGUGUUCCCUAAAAUUGAUGUAAGGUGGGCUCUCAUUUGUCACUAGACAGUUGUAAUGUGCUCCCUCACAUGGUUCCUUUUGAAAUGAAGCUGUGUGGUCUCUCAUUGUCUACUUAUGCGAUGAAUAUGGAGAAUUCCAUCCCCACCAGGCUGCAUCUGAUAGUUAUUUUACACACUUGAUGACUAGAUAUAGUACUGUCUACGUUUGUCCCAUCUUUGAUUCCUGGGCUUUCCUUAACCGGGAGAGAUUUCCUAUCUACGUCUUGUGAGACUUGAAUUAUAAUUUCUGGUUACUGUGGCCUAGUUAUAAAGUAAAAAUGAGAAGAAAGGAACUCCAAAGAUGAGAUGUUAAUUCUUUUUCCAUUUAUCUAAUUUUUAUUUUUAGUUUAUCAGUAACUCCAUGAAGUGUCGAAAUCUUUCUCCUGAGUCAAGUUUAACAAUAGACAUGCAUACGUUAAUAGUUUAUUGGAAUCUUAUUUCUUUUUUACGUGGAAAAUGACUGCAGGAUCAAGAUCGACUUGGUGGUGGUCGAAGGAAGCCCAAGACAAAUUUUGUUGAAAUCCGCACGUUUUGGCAUCUCUUCCGAAGUUUUGAUCGCAUGUGGAUAUUCUUUAUAUUGGCAUUGCAGGUGCUGUCCGCUUUGAUCUUGGACAGAUGUUUGCUGGUACAUUCAUGAAGAUUUGAAUAAUCCUAAUCCAGUUGUUCUUUUCUUAGGCCAUGGUGAUUGUUGCUUGGAGUCCCUCGGGAUCCCCUUCUGCCAUUUUCGAUGCAGAUGUAUUUAGAGGUGUUUUGAGUAUCUUUAUUACUGCUGCAUUACUCAAUUUUAUUCAAGGUAAUUUCUCCUCAAUUCUUUAGACGUCUAUUGGAAUGUUAAAUAAUGACGGAUCCUGCCCAUUUUAUUUAUUCAUGGUAGCGAGUGAAUGUAAAAUAUAGACAAAAAAAUAGUAAUGAACAACUAAAUGAGAAAACUAAAAUUCUUAAACUCACAAUGAGAUGGAAGAUCUUCAUCGAUCAGAUGUAGUUGCUAACAUGUGUAUGGUACAUAUUGUGUGUCUUCACUAUAAACAUGAACUUGGGAGUUUGUAGUUCUAAAUUUUUUCCAGUUUAAAUCUCACGGAAGAGGCAUAAAAGGCAAUAGUAUGGACGAAGCUCGAGGGUGGAAAUCGGAUUUCAUAUCACCUAGUGUAGAUUCUGUUGAGUUGGAUGAUGACUGAGGUACAGUACAACAAUGUUCUUGUUUGUGCUUUGAAAAAAUAGGUAAAUCUGUACAUUUGGAAAUGGAUAUGCCACUCCAGCUCAGCUAAGAGUCACAUGGGUCAAAUUUCUCUGGCUAAAGAUUAUUUUCAAAAUUCACGAUUUAUUUUAUUUUAUAGAUUUUGAAUUUUUAUGUUGUGUCUAGACCAUGCGUGUCAAUUUGAAUGGUAUUCCGUAAGUGAAUAAAAUGCUUGUAUAUCAAACUUAAAUUCUGUGAGUGUUUCAUUCUGGUGCCCUUCUUAAGCUUUCUUGCAUAGUCUACAAGUGUCCCAUUUGGCAUAAUUUAGUUUUCUCAGUCUUCUUGUGAAAGGAGCAGGCACCGAUGUUUGAUAGAUGGAAACCACUCAUCACAUUUUAUAGAUACAUUUAACUGGGGAGAUAGAAUGUUAGUCUAAUAUUCAUCCCGAAAGAAACAUGGAAACAUGUUUAUUUUCCAAUAACAUCAAAUUUCAAUGUGUUUUGAGGUAUGCUUUCAGAGUUCGGUCAAUGACCCCCAUGUGCUACCGGUGGUAACUCUUUCCUACACUUUCUUGAACAUUUCAGCUGCUCUUGAUAUAGUUCUUAGCUGGAAAGCAUGGGGCAACAUGCACUCUACUCAGAUCGUUAGAUAUCUCCUGAAGUUGGUAGUAGCAAUUGUGUGGCUGAUAAUACUACCAAUAGGCUAUUCAGGCUCCAUGAAGAAUCCGACGGGACUUGUCAAGUUCUUCAGCAAUUGGCUUGGCAAUUUGAGAAAUCAGACAUUUUUUAGUUUUGCUGUUGCAUUAUACCUCAUACCCAACAUAGUGUCAGCUUUGUUAUUCUUGCUUCCACGACUACAGCGAAAAAUGGAACUCUCUAAUUGGCGUAUUGUUAUUUUUUUCCUCUGGUGGUCUCGGGUAAGUAUUAACUUCUUUGAAUCAUUAAUUGAUUGGGUUAUUUUCACUUUUAAUUCAUUUGAUGAUAAUCUCUUUUACAGCCAAAAUUAUAUGUCGGAAGGGGCAUGCAUGAGGACACGGUUUCACUCAUAAGGUAAAUUAAUUAUGGCUUCAAUUUUCUACUAUUUUGGAGUUGAUAUUUCCAUUGAUCAAAAUAUUUACCUAAAAUGGAAAAACAGAUACACUCUCUUUUGGAUCCUAUUACUCAUCAGCAAACUUGCAUUCAGUUACUACGUUGAGGUAUUCUAUAUCUCUCCUGCAUGGAUUAUCGAUUUGUUCUCCUUUUAGCCAACAAGUGUCUAGAUCUACUGGACUAUCCACAAUUCCUUUUAUGUUUCUGCAAGUUAUGAAACUCUUGAAUUCAUCUAGUUUGAUGUUGUGCAAGUUAAUAUUGUCCACUUAAUACAAUAGAUCUUAUUGGUUGACUUAUACUAAGUAUUGCAUAUCCAAAACUAGACAUUCUAUCUUCAUGUGAUUAAUCUAUCUGUUUAGAAUGAAGUUGGUAUAUGCAUCAUGCUGAGAUUGCUAUGUGCCCUUAUCUUCAUUUUGUGUGGCGAUAACUGAUGGAUACAUCAUAUUUGAACGAUGAUGCUAUAGCUAUUUAUGGAAUUUUUAGUUUAUUUUCACCGUUAACAUUAUUUAUUUAUCACUAAUUGAAUUGUGAGAACUAACAAAAAUUCCGUCCCUAAUAUUUUUUUUUUAUCACAGAUUUCCCCUUUAAUUGAACCAACCAAGGUUAUCAUGAACAUGAGAAUCAGUAAUUAUGAGUGGCACGAAUUUUUCCCAAAUGGUAAUAAUUCAUUCAUUUUGAUAAAUUCAUGCGCUUUUGUGGUACUUAAUCAUUACUUUAAUGAUGCAGUGAAAUAUAACAUUGGUGUUGUCAUCUCAUUAUGGGCACCAAUCGUCCUGGUAAUGUAAUCUGGAGAAUGUUUUGUUUCUGUGUCUUCUUGAUCUGGCUAUUGGUUUGAACUCACUGUAGAUAUGUCACUAGGUAUAUUUCAUGGACGCACAAAUAUGGUAUGCCAUUUUUGCUACUCUAUAUGGCGGUAUACUCGGGGCUUUCAGCCGUCUCGGUGAGGUUAGUGCCAAUGAUUGUGACAUCGCAUCCAUUAUAUUAAGCAGAAUUUUAGUAGUAGAUAAAUUACGUAACUUCAGUCAUGGAUAUGCUAAUAUGGUGGUUUCUUGUCCUGAGUAUAUCCUUUUUCGUCUGUCUUGUCAUCAUCCUCUUAGAUGACAAAGGCUUAAUAUGCCACGACUCAUUAGUCCGUACAGAUAUGAAAGAGAGUGGAAACAAUUUUCGGUCACCCGUCCAUGCCAUGUCUGUAAUUCUGUUUUGUAUGCCAUAGAAAAUCUGAAGACUAAUUGACAGCUGGAGGGAGAAAGUUACCUUGUCUAGCAUCAUAUAGGCAAGAGGUAAUUUUUUUUUCCCAAAACUCAUCUAGGGUCUUGAAAACUAGCCCUCUUGAAGCCCUUUAAAGUUUUGAAUUUCAUUAACCAAUCAAGACCGAGGUACAUGAAUUUAGGUGUGAGAGACUUUAUACCUUAACCCUCUGAAGGCUGUAUAGUUCUCAUAGGUGAUUAAACAUUACUCAUAAUAAACUAAAUAUUUUGAAAAUCUAUUGCUUGUAUAUUAGAUACCAGUGUAUCACGUCAUGCAAGCAAUGACAAUAUUUGAGGGUCUUCUGUUCUUAAUAGGAAAUGAAAUGGUUUUUUUUCUUUCUACAUCUUUCCUAAACUUGAGACUGUGCAGAUUCGCACAUUGGGUAUGUUGAGGUCCAGAUUUGAAACAUUGCCGUCAGCUUUUUCUACAACUCUUGUGCCACUUACCCAGGGUCAAGACGAAAGUCAUCAACCGGUAAUACUCUUUCGUUGUUUACGUUUAUGAUAAGCUUCAAUGGCUAGUUUUACGGAGUGAAUUUUCUACAACAAAAUGAGCGUUGAGCAUUGUGUAUCUGAAAAUAUACUCAUCCAUCAUCAGCAUUUACACCGUCCUAAUUAAAAUUUGACGGCACUCUUCAGAAACAAUCAUUAGCAUUGCCAUAUUUGCACAAAUACAGGGACCAUAUUAUUAUUAGUAUACUUUUUUCCUUUAUGUCUGUCACAAACAAUGGUUACCGGCUUCUACCUGGUAGUCAUAUUGGUCUUCUUUGUAAAUCUUUGAUACCUGUCAUGAACUUCACCCGUGUUGAUUUCUAUCUCCGCCACAUACCUAAGAAUACAUAAUAUUUGCUCUCAUCUUGUUUCUCUAUACAGUUUUUAAGCUUUUCAUUUUAGCUACUCCCAACUUUAAGUAGAAAUUUUAUUGAUAGCUUAUCUCCAUUUCGCAUACCUUCAAUCUGAUAGUAAUAUUUUCAGUCAGUUAGUGAGAAAUCCAUUGGAUACCAAGAAAUUCCAAUUAUGUGGACUACCUUCUUACUAUAUUUCUCUCUAGUUUCUGAACAUCUUUAUCUCACAGUCAACAUAAAUAAUGUAGUAUCUCUAACCAGUUAUGGUCUCAAGGAAGAGCAUGCAUUACUUGUUACUAACUAUUCUUCAGUUGAUCUUCCCCUAACAUUUUUGGUUUUGAAUAACCAGGAUACAAUUUCUGGUCAAAGAAUUUUUGCAAUUUUUUCGCAAGUGUGGAAUGAAUUCAUUUAUUCGCUACGGACUGAGGACCUAAUCAGCAAUAAGUUGAGCUUGCUCCUAAAUGGCUGUAUUUUAGUAGUAACUAUCACUUGAUUUAAAUUUUUCUGAUUUUUCAUAUCAAUUUCAGGGAGAAGGAUCUAUUGCUUAUGUCGUAUACUUCAGAUGGCAUAAAUGUUUUCCAGUGGCCACCCUUUCUGCUCGCCAGCAAGGUACAUAUUAGUUAGCUUUGCAAUUUAUCUAGAUUCUUACUUUUUCACUGAUUCAGAACUGAAAAAUUGUUCUUGGCGGAUAUUUUCUUUGUCAACAGAUACCUGUAGCGCUUGGCAUUGCCAAGGAUAUUAAGAGAAAGGAUGAUGCAUAUCUGUUUAAGAAGAUAAAGAAUGAUGGAUACAUGUGGUCAGCAGUCAUAGAGUGCUAUCAAACAUUGAAAAUGAUACUUUUCAACCUUUUGGUUGAAGAAAAGGAUAAGGAGUAAUUAUGUUUUUGUUUCUGUCCUGUUUGAUUCCUGGGUUCCAUAAAUUUUUAAAAUUUAACAGUUUCUAAUUGCUUUGUAUCUGAUAUACCAGGGUUCUAGAACAUAUAUGUUCAGAGGUAAAAAAAAGCAUAAUUGAUAGAAGAUUUCUGAGGACCUUUCGUAUGAGUGAACUGCCACAGCUCAGUAAUAAACUAGAUAAAUUUUUAAACAUUCUGGUAAUACAGUAAUCUUUGGCCUUUCUGUUUCUGUAUAUCUAUUGUGUAUUUUAAGCUUGUAAUGUUUCUCAUCAUAUUUGCCCCAAUUCGUUUCUCAGAAAGGAAAUCAGGAAGAUGACUCUUAUAGAGCACAUAUAAUAAAUGUACUUCAGGAUAUCAUGGAGAUCAUCACACGGGAUAUCAUGAUGAAUGGAUAUGGGUAAGUCACGGUCUUGGAUAAUUUAUUAUAGUUCCUUUUCUUUUUUAGGUAUAUAGUCAAAGCUUACGGUCGAUGAUUACUAUGGUUUUUAUUUGUUUGAUUUUCGACAGCAUUGUUCAGAAUUCACCAGAAGAAAGAAAUCAGAAUUCACCAGAAGAAAGAAAUCAGAAUUUUACCAAUAUAAACUUGGAGUUUAUGAAACGUCCGUUAUGGAAAGGAAAGGUGAUAUGAUUUUUGUUUGUUAUUUUUUAAUUCUUUCUUAUAAUAUGAACUUUUUAUAUCAGGUUGUUAGACUUCAUUUGUUGAUAACUAUCAAGGAAUCUGCAAUUGAUGUGCCGAUAAACUUAGAUGCUCGUCGGCGCAUUACAUUCUUUGCAAAUUCGUUGUUUAUGAACAUGCCACGUGCUCCAGAAGUCUGCAACAUGCUCUCUUUCAGGUUUUUCUUGAGCACCUUAUUGUUCCUUUCCCAAAUGGCACUCGACAAUUGAUGCAUGAUUUUAUUAUUAGAAUAGACCAAAAAUUGAAAAGAAUUCAGGCGUAAAUAAGAAGAAAGAUAUUUUCAAUUGGAACGACGCAAAUAUUCUAUUAAAAAACGUUUGUGAAAAGAUAUGCUACUGUUGUACAUGUAUUAAAAUCUUCCUGAUAAAAUUUUUAUGUCUGAACUUUUCAAAUUCUUUAGUUACAUUUAGACUUUUGUCAAUUAUUUGAGUGCAGAUGUGCAUGCAUGUGAAGAAGGGCAGCAGGGAGGGAGAGGGAGAGGGAGAGGGAGAGGUAGGUUGGGAGGGAGGGUGAGAGAGAGAGGGGUAGAUAGAGAGAGCAUUGAUGGGAAUUCCACAUUCUCCUACCUCGACUGGUAGGACUAUAAGAAAUCGUUAACCUUGACUUUCUGUUUGUCUGAGUUGAGAAUAGCUACUGGGUGUUGCAGAGGGGGUGCUGAAAGGUGGUAGGGAAAGUGGAUAAAGAGAGCUCACUCCGUGCCAGGCUCUUUACUUCUAUUCUUCAUACCUACUCAAAAGUUUACCUUGUGUUGUCGGCGCCUUCAUUGUACACAUAAUCCGAGAGAGAUGUUGGGGGACCGGGGGGGGGGGGAGGUGGGGUUGUUAGAGGCUCAUUGUGCUACAAAGCAAAGGACCGUGUCUUAGUGUUUUGGUCUCUUAGCAAGGGAGGGGAAUGGGUUGUUUUAUUGGAGGCUUGGUUGGUUGACUGACCUUAUCUUAUUUUUAAACUAGUACCCAAAAUUUGACAUCUUUUAGUGCAAUGUGUGGGAUAGAGUAAAUGUGAACUAGUGGCUCAGAAGGUGGUAUCACUGGUCAGUAAGGAACAUUGUCAUGGAAUGCGACUAUAAAGGAAGGCAUGCUGUAGUCAUAUACUUUAAAUACGCUUGAAUGAAAAUCAUAUAAUUAAAUCAAUGAAUAAAAAUGUGCAAGAAUCGGUAAUUUUGUUCAGCUGUAAAUAAAUGUCUUUCGAAAUAUUCAUUGUUAUAAAUAUUUGUUAUCAAUUCAGUGCUAUAUCAGAUUGAUAGAUUACCAGAUCAUAGGACUAUUUUUAAGAUUUGAAUGCAAUAUUUUCUUCAGAUAACUUAAACAACAUGAAAGCGAUUCAUAAGUAUAGUAAAUUCUAACCAAAUUGCCUUGGAUAUAUCUGAAGCUCUAAUGGCAAUUGAUAGUGAAUUUACAAUAGACCCAGGAUAUUAUAUUGGCAGGUUUCAGAUGAUCUAAACAGUUUUAAAGUGUCCAGAAUAUAAUGUAAAGAAAGAUACUUCAUAAAUAUUAAAGAGCAUGAAACCAGUUAACAAAAUAUGUCUGCCAUGCGCUUGAAAUGGUAAAUUUCCAAUAGCUGGGUCAAAUAUUCUUGAUAUCAGUUGGUCUAAUAGUUUUGAUAAUAAUCCAGAGAACCAUAAGCGCUUUAGUGCUAGCAUUCUGCUUACAUGCCUCAAUUGCUGUUCAGUUCAAAAGUCAACAGCUCACCAAAAGUUGGCUGCUAUUUUGUCUGAAGAUGAGGGUUAAUAAUGGAUCUAUCUGUGACAUAUCUUGGUCAGAAUUGUCAACCAGGCUCACCUAAUGCGUUUAUUGUGCAACGUUCAAUUUCAGGUGGAAUGUGACGACCUUGGAUAGGUACAGGCAGAUUUUUUAGCAAAUCUAACUGCAAUCAAGAGAAGAAUAUGGAUGACUUAUGCCUAUGGAUCUUAUGUAGAGGGUAGGAAGAAUAAAUGACAGAGACUUAGUAGUUGGUUCAAUUAACUAAAUAUUUGGCAGCAGCCGGUCAAGAUUAUUGUCAUAUUCCUUGGAUGUUUGCCACAGGAAAUUUUCUGUUUGUCUGUCAGCAUAAUGCAUAUGUCACCAUAGCCAGCUUUCUUGAUAGGAGCUUGUUUUUUUUUUCUGUUUGUUCUUUUACGAGCUAAUAUUGGCUACCAUUUUCUCCUCGUCAGCGUUUUGACUCCAUAUUACAACGAGGAAGUCCUGUAUUCUGAGGAUGAUCUUAACUUGGCAAAUGAGGACGGGAUAACGGUUUUAUUUUAUCUUCAAAAAAUAUAUCCGGGUAAAAUAUAACUGUUUUAUUCAUUACUAUAUUAGAAUGGGGCCAAUAUAAAUGUUAAUGGGUCUCUGCUUGUCUUAUCUGUAGAUGAAUGGAAAAAUUUCUUAGAACGUAUAGAUGUGGAAGAUGGAGAUAUAGAGGCACUGAAGCAGAACAUGGAUAAGAUCCGCUACUGGGUAUCUUAUAGAGGACAGACGCUUAGCCGAACAGGUAAUCUGCAGGUUACUAGCUGGUUUGUAUUCUUGCCUUAUACUGCCUUCUGUAGUUCCCUAAUUGUUCUUUCUUUUUCUUCGACCAGUCAGGGGGAUGAUGUACUAUAGACAUGCGAUAAAGCUUCAAGGUUUCCUUGACAUGUUAGAUGACACAGGUUGCUUACUGUGCUUGUACUGUUUAGUUUACAUCUUCAUUAUUUUGUCAGUCAAUUUAUUGUUUUCGCCUGCUAUUGUAUUUUAACUCAAAAUUAGAGUUUUUAAUGGGCGGGUAUGCUUGGCAGCUGAGUUUUUGACGAGUGGGUCCAAUCCAAGAUCCAAUUCCAAAUUAUAAAUAACCUACCCUCCUCCCCCCCAAAAAGGUCUUGGUAAGUUAGUGCAAGAAUUGAGAUUUCUCCUUUGAUGUUUCUGCUCUUCAGGUGGUCUGAGGACUGGUGGAAUAGAGAAAUAUUAUCAUGAGGAAAAGACACACAUUCCACAGGUUGAAGCCUUGGCUGAUAUGAAGUUCACAUAUGUGGUUUCAUGUCAGGUUUAUGGCAUGCAAAAGAAAUCCACAGAUGGACGUGAUUAUAAUCGUUACCGUAACGUUCUUAACCUUAUGUUGACGUAAGUUUUAUGGAUUUUUUAUCUUGCUAUUAAAUUUUUAUUUUGGUAAUGUCUGUGAUAUUUAGUGCAAGAACCAAACCCUGAAACUCAUAGACGAUUGACAUUGGUGGUGUGUGGCCAUAGAUCUACGGCAUGUGAUGUAAUUUCCUCAUUCAACGUGGAGUUGUGCUGAAAAUUUGUGUGUUUUCUCUGAAACACAGAUAUCCAUCAUUACGUGUUGCUUACAUUGAUGAGCGAGAGGAGGCUACGAAUAAAGUCUACUAUUCGGUUCUUGUGAAAGGAGGUGAAAAGCUAGAUGAGGUACCAUGCCAAACGUUUAGAAGGCUUAUGUUUUUCUUUUCCUUGUUAUAUUUACUGUAACAAAUGAUUAUAUAUUAGGGACCAAUAUAACGUAGGAUAUGAUUAUAAUUACAGUACGCCUAUAUUUGAAAGGGAAUUGAGAAAACCCUUGAACCAGGUUUAGAUGGCGAUUCAGGAAACCAUGCUUCAAAGUCCUCUAAAAAUCAUUUCAAAUUGACAAAGCUUUUUUAUGAGGAUUAUAAAUUUUCAAAAGAACUGAACUUUUUUGGAAUACUAUCCAGUGUUCCGAAAAGAUGUGUACUGUAGAGCUUGUGGGUUUUCGUUUUUAUGGUUGUUACCAUUCUAUCCCUUCAAGUGAUAAGUUGAACAUACCAUAUUUUUCGUUUAUUUUCAUUAAUAUUUCAUUAAUUUUUGCUUCUUAUUUUUGUUAUUAUUUUAGUUCUAUAUUCUCCUAAAUUCUCAUUCUAGCUAUGUUUUUUUCUACAAGUAAUAUAGUGUCUUUUGCAACUUUCCUAUGCUUAUAGAACUUAUUUUCAUGAAUGCCAUCACAUGUUGGAAGAGCAUUCAUCUCAAAUUUUGAAAUGUUUCUGUUUAGCAUUUUUAUUAAAUCUUUGAGUGGUGUCUGUCUUCUUGUUGUAGGAUGCCUAAUGAAUAUAGUAAGAAAUAUUUUAUCAGAAUUCCUUUUACAUGUGUUGUUAUUUCCUCAAAAACUUAUAUUCUAGUAAUUUCAAGUAUUUAUUUUGAUCUACUCUCCUUAUUUACGAUGCCUAUUUUUUUGUGCUGUUAGGAAAUCUAUCGCAUCAAACUCCCUGGUCGUCCAAAUGAUAUAGGCGAAGGAAAGCCUGAGAAUCAGAAUCAUGCGAUUAUUUUCACCCGUGGCGAAGCACUUCAAACUAUCGACAUGAAUCAGGUAUCUUAUAUGAAAUGCAUCGUUGCAGUUAUUCCAAAGAGGUUUGGAUUUAUGUUUUAAUGACUAUGAACAGGAUAAUUACCUGGAGGAAGCUUUUAAAAUGAGAAAUGUUUUGGAGGAGCUUACAAAAUCCCGUCGUAGACAACAUAAACCAACAAUAUUAGGGCUUCGUGAGCAUAUUUUCACUGGAAGGUUGUACGUAAGCUAGAGUUUAUGCUUAUUUUCGUAGAUUUCAGUCAUGUUAUUACCUCCCCUUCUCGCUGAACUUACUGACUGUCAGUGUGUAGCAUCUAAAUAUUUUUUCCCUCCUCUACCAGUGUUUCUUCUCUUGCUUGGUUCAUGUCCAACCAAGAGACUAGUUUUGUGACUAUUGGGCAACGAAUUCUGGCAAACCCUCUCAAGUAAGCAGAUCUCUUCCUUCCUUUUCCUCUGUGAUAGUCACAUUCUUCGUUCUUUCUGCCUUUUAAUCAUUUCUGGUGUCUUUGCCAGCAUGAAUCAUUUUUCAUUAGCUGAUAAACAUUAUAAAUGUGAAGAAAAUCUUCAUAUUCAUUUGGAUUUGUGUUGUGCGCAUUGACAGCUUCAUGAUUUCUGUUAUCAUUUUACAAACUGCCCAUGGCCGUUGAGUAGCUCUGAAGAUGGUCCAAGGGACUUUUCAUUUGGGUUACCAGGAUGCACUAAGCAAAAUUCUGAGUACUCUAUUUUCUUGAUUGAAUUCCUCUUGGUCAACCUUGCCACGUGUAUGUCUUGUCUAUUGCUUUUGGUUGGUCAAUAAUAUCAUUAUUUACCGCUCCUACUUCUAACCUUUUUCCUUUUUUUUGUGUUCAUUUUAAAAAAUCGUCUCAUCUCAUGCUUAUUUCAAAUAUAGUCUUCCCUUGUUUAUUUCUAUGUUCAAAGGAUUAAUGUCAUGACGAAUUUCCUGAAAAUUCAACAUUAGUGUGAUGAUAUAUGUUUACCAGUCAGUUUAAUUUAUGAUUUUAAAGGCAUGAUCCCAACCCAUCAAGUAUUGCUGUUAGAGACCUGAUUAUCUUGUAGCUCUAUUCGAUGUUGGAUGAUCUGGCUUUAUCUUAGCGUAGAAAUUACCAUUCAGUUCAAUCUUUAUGCAUGAAAGAGUUACCUUUCCUUAUCUGUCUUUUAAACUCUCGGUCAAUUUGUUACCUUCUUUCAGAUUUUUAUCCUUUUGUCUCUGACGAGGUCAUUUUCUGCUGGGCUGUCUUUAAGCCGACAACCAUGUUCUAAAUUUCUUCCCAUUUCCUGUCUGGGUUUUAAUAUAUAUAUAUAUAUAUAUAUACAUAUAUAUGUUUUGGCGUAUUUCUAUGUUGAUUAUUUUCAAAAGAAAAGGUAGGUUGAUCGGACGGCUGAAAAACUGGUUGACUUUCAGGGUUCGUUUCCACUAUGGGCAUCCUGAUAUAUUUGAUCGAAUAUUUCACAUUACAAGAGGCGGCAUCAGUAAAGCAUCCAAAACCAUCAAUCUAAGCGAGGACAUAUUUUCAGGUAUUAUUUUAUUGAUAGAUUAUUUUCGGGUAUUAUUCUAUGGUUGACGAUCUCUGCUUGCAGGGUACAACUCAACUCUACGUGGAGGAAAUGUCACUCACCAUGAAUAUAUUCAAGUUGGAAAAGGGCGUGAUGUGGGAUUGAACCAGAUUUCAUCUUUUGAAGCGAAGGUUGCUAAUGGCAAUGGAGAGCAGACGAUCAGCCGAGAUGUCUAUCGUCUGGGACACCGGUUCGACUUCUAUAGAAUGCUGUCAUUCUACUUCACCACCGUCGGGUUCUACUUCAGCAGCAUGGUAUGAAAGAUCGGAUCUUCUGUUCGUUUCAAUUCUUUCUCUCUACUUGGCUCUUGCGUCUGGUGUUGAUUAAAUGCGUGGAACAAAAGACCGUGGAUUUCUCUGGUUAUACCCGAGUUGGUUUUCUCUCUGUAGAUUCAAUGCCCAUUGUUUUGCUUCCAGGUGACAGUCCUCACCGUAUACACAUUCUUAUAUGGGCGAUUAUACAUGGUGAUGAGCGGCCUGGAAAGGGCCAUCUUGGACGAUCCGGUCAUCCAGCAGAAUAGAUCUCUCGAAGCUGCACUGGCCUCCCAAUCCGUCUUCCAACUCGGGCUGCUCCUUGUCCUGCCGAUGGUGAUGGAGAUCGGCCUGGAGAAGGGCUUCCGCACCGCUCUCGGCAAAUUCAUAAUCAUGCAGCUGCAACUGGCCUCCGUGUUCUUCACCUUCCAGCUCGGCACCAAAGCCCACUACUAUGGGAGGACGAUCCUCCACGGUGGCGCCAAGUACAGAGCCACGGGGCGAGGCUUUGUGGUGUUCCACGCCAAGUUCGCCGACAACUACCGCAUGUACUCCCGCAGCCACUUUGUCAAGGGUCUGGAGCUGGUCAUCCUCCUGGUGGUCUACCUGGUCUACGGCACGGGGCACAGUUCGGGCAUCUACCUCUUUGUGACCUUCUCCAUGUGGUUUCUGGUGGCCUCCUGGCUUUUUGCCCCCUUCGUGUUCAAUCCUUCGGGCUUCGAGUGGCAGAAGACCGUCGAUGACUGGACAGACUGGAACAGGUGGGUCGGUAACCUUGGCGGCAUUGGGAUCGCCCCCGAGAGGAGCUGGGAAUCAUGGUGGGACAUGGAGCAGGACCACCUGAGGUGCACCGGCAUCCGGGGAAGGGUGCUGGAGAUCCUCCUUGCUCUUAGAUUCCUGCUCUACCAGUAUGGGAUUGUGUACCACCUGAACAUAGCCCAUCACAGCAAAAGUGUUGUGGUCUGUCUCAAAAAUACUUCCUUUUCUGUUUUUCUUUCUGGGUAUUUCCUCUGUUGCACCGGUACCUGAGACUGCUUGCCAUCCUGCAGGUUUAUGGGUUGUCGUGGCUGGUGAUGGUGAUUGUUCUUCUCGUUCUGAAGGUAUGAUUGGCCAUCCUUAUUUUGAAUAUAUACAUGUUCCCCCAUGAUAUAUUUGAUGCAAAAUCCUAUCUUUCUCCUACCCACGUAAUGAUAACAUGACGAUAUACGAGUUUUACAUGUUACUUUUUAAGGAAAAAAAUACCCACGCCCAAAAAUGGAAACGAUCUUUGGGGAUGUAUCCCGCUAGAUUAUCUCCAUUAAUUCAUCAGACGCAAUCAGUGUCUAAUCUGUCUUGUGCCCAUGUGAGUGCGAUUUGUGGCUGCAUCGAUUUGACAAAAUAUGAGCAAAGAGAGUAUGAUUUUUACUGAUUCUAGUUUUUAGAAAAACAACAGCCUCACCCUAAACGGGUUCCUCAUAACCCAUUAAUGGAAAGUAGUAAGAACUGCCCAAGGAGAUUCUUUUUCCUUUUACACCUACUGCCCACGGAAAUAUGGAAGAAGACUCUGAAUCUGCCUAUUAAUUUCUCCAGCAAUUUUUUUUUUGGUGGCAUGCUUAAGUUUUUCUUCCUUGUGUACAGUAAUGCAAAGUAGUAAGAACUGCCAGAGGAGAUUCUUCUUCCUUUUUCACUAGUAUGGGAAAAAAAGUCUGAAUCUGCAUUCGGUUCCUCUUCAGAUGGUCUCCAUGGGGCGGCGGAAAUUCGGGAUAGACUUCCAGCUCAUGUUCCGGAUCCUCAAGGGCCUCCUCUUCCUCGGCUUCCUCUCCGUCAUGGCUGUCCUCUUCGUCGUCUGCGGCCUCACAAUCUCUGACCUCUUUGCCGGCAUCCUUGGCUUCAUGCCCACCGGCUGGGCGAUACUGCUGGUGAGCUCUGAAUCCAUCCCCAUCAUAAUUCACGCCCAGAGAAGUCGGUUCACUGAGAAAAGCUUUCCUGCUGCUGCCAACGGAAGAUCGGGCAAGUUUGCAGGCCGUUCUUGAUGAAGGUGGGCUUCUGGGAGUCAAUCAAGGAGCUUGCCCGCACAUACGAAUACGUGAUGGGGCUGAUUAUCUUCACGCCGAUCGCCAUCCUGUCGUGGUUCCCCUUCGUCUCCGAGUUCCAGUCCCGCCUUCUCUUCAAUCAGGCCUUCAGCAGGGGCCUCCAGAUCUCCAUGAUCCUCACUGGGCGGAAGGACGGCCCAAUGACUCAACUCCGCUCCCACCCACCAGACUCCUCUACCAAGCAGAGUCAGCCUUAG